AUGUCUAAAAGAAAAAUUUACGUCUCUUCAUCUGUAUCUAAUAACACCGGAAUGGAAAACAUUUCAAGCGAUGCUACAACUUUUCUACCUACUAAUCCAACCUCCAAUGUUACAUCUGCUGUUAUCCCCAUUGUUACUCAAGAUCAGGCAAAACAGAGUCAGAAAAUAAGGAAAUUAUUAUUGGAUAACAAGAGGUGUAAUUUACAUGGAUGUCCAUCAGAAUCUGUCAAUACUAAUGUCACAACCAAUGAUUCGAUAAUAAUUCCGUCUGCCAAGUCAACUCCAAAUGGCAUCGCUAAUGUUACAGCAACCCCACCAUUCAUUCCAAGAACUGUUAUCCCCAGUUUUACUCAAGAUCAUGAAAAACAGAGUCGGAAAAUAAGGAAAUUAAUAUUGGAUAACAAGAGGUGUAACUUACAUGGAUGUCCAUCAGAUUCUGUCAAUACUAAUGCUACAACAAAUGAUUCGAUAAAUACUCCUGAUAACAGCCAAUUAAGGGAAGUAAUUUUGGAUAAUAAAAAAUCUGAUACGACACCCAUCAUAUCAUACACCAAUAUAAAUUUACCGACUUCUUCUCCAACUGAGUCAACUCCAAAUGUCAUCGCUAAUGUUACAGCAACCACACCAUUCAUGCCAAGUAAUGUUAGUUGUAUUACGAACAAUGUCACUCAACCAACAGACUGUACUCCGGGUCAUAUUUCUUUUAACCUGACAUCAUUCACCGGCUCUUCCAGUAUGCUUCGAAAUUCAUCUUUGGAAAGGUUGUCAUCCGGAAAACGAAAGUUAAUUAGCACACCACGAAUUACAUCUCCAAUACCAAUUAUGGAUUUCAAUACAGAGGAAAUCAUAGAUCAAGAUCCAUUCAAGGGUCUUUCAAAAGAUUAUUUGGAUCAUGGUGACCAAUGUGUUACCUGUGAAGUAUGUAAUGCAAAGUUAUGGAAUGCAGAAAAAGGAAGAGGAAGAAGAAAGGAUGGAAAAAUGUGUUAUUUCUUAUGUUGUUCUUACGGCAUAGUAGAGCUUCCAGAUUACAAAGAUGCCAGAGGAAGUUAUCGGAUCCUAUUUAGUAACAAAAAUAAGGAAAGCAAGCACUUUUUGAAAAGUAUUCGCCGUUACAAUUCCAUGUUCGCAUUUACUUCAAUGGGUGGUAAGGUUGACUCAACAGUUAACAGAGGCAAUGCUCCUUUUUGCUUUAGAAUUAGUGGAGAAAAUUAUCAUACAAUUGGAAGUCUUAUGCCAAACAACGGAGCGCAACCAAAAUUUUGCCAACUAUACAUAUACGAUACUGAGAACGAACUUUCAAACAGGCAAGCGAUAUUUAGUCGUUCAGAGGAUGCAUCGUCUUCUUAUUCUGCUACUCUUGACCGUAAGUUAAUAGAACAUAUAAAAGAUGUUUUAGAUAACGACAAUGAGUUGGUCAAAACUUACAGAAGAGUUAGGGAUUCUCUUCAAGACAGCCCUCAUGUAAAUUUGAAGCUUCGCCUAAUCGGAACAAGAGAAAAAGAUGGUCGGACGUAUAACUUACCAACGGCGGGUGAGAUUGCCGCUCUCAUUGUUGGAGAUAUUGAAAAUGUAAUUGACAAUAGAGAUAUUGUUGUUGAGACUCAAACUGGUACACUGAAGAGAAUUAGUGAGUUGCAUCCGUCAUAUCUCGCACUACAGUAUCCGAUUUUGUUUCCGUACGGAGAUGAUGGCUACAGAAUUGAUAUCCCUCACAGAGGUGUCAUUGAUGUUGUUAAUAAGAAACGUACAAAUUGUACUAUGAGAGAGUUCUUUGCUUAUCGUAUGCAGGAUCGGAGAAAUCAGUUUUCGUUAAUCUUGAAUUCUAAGAGGCUAUUCCAGCAGUUCUUGGUUGAUGCUUAUACUAUGAUAGAGAGCGAGAGACUUAGCUAUAUACGAUAUCAACAGAAAGAUCUUAGGUCUGACACAUAUGAAAGCCUCCGUAAAUUAAAAACACACGGUCAAGAUGAUAUAUCUAAGGCUGGAAAACAUAUCUUCUUGCCAUCUUCUUUUACUGGUGGAGCACGAUAUAUGAUGCAAAACUAUUUAGACGCUAUGGCUCUGUGUAAAUGCUUUGGUUAUCCGGAUUUUUUUAUAACCAUAACAUGCAAUCCCAAAUGGCCAGAAGUUCAACGCUUUCUCAAAGACACCAAUCUCAGUCCGGAAGAUAGGCCUGAUAUCCUUUCCAGACUGUUCAAAAUUAAGCUUGAUUCAAUUUGCAAAGAUUUAAAAAAGAAUCAUCUAUUUGGCAAAGCUUCAGCAGUUGUUUACACAAUCGAGUUUCAAAAACGUGGUUUGCCUCAUGCCCAUUUAUGCUUAUUCAUGGAGCCUGAAUCGAAAUUACCUACGGUGGACCAUGUUGAUGCAUUUAUAUGCGCAGAAAUACCAGACAGAAAUCAAGAUCCAGAAUUAUUCAUGCUUGUGAAAGAAUAUAUGAUACACGGUCCAUGUGGUAAUGCUAGGUUGAGCUCUCCAUGUAUGGUUGAUAGGAAGUGUUCAAAAGGAUUUCCCAAAGACUUUCAAGAUCAUACUACACUAGAUUCAAACGGGUUUCCAUUAUACAGAAGGAGAAACAAUGGCGCUUUUGUUGUGAAAAAUAUAAUUGACCUUGAUAACAGAAGUGUAGUACCGUACAACAAAAAAUUAUUGAAAAGGUAUCAAGCUCAUAUAAAUGUUGAAUGGUGCAAUCAGGCCGCUUCGAUAAAGUAUCUGUUUAAAUACAUUAAUAAAGGGCCUGAUAGAGCCACUAUAGCUGUUGUGCAAAGCGAUAAUCAAUCUGAAGAACAAGUACAAGACGAGAUAAAAGAGUAUUACGAUUGUCGGUAUAUAUCAGCUUGCGAAGCAUCUUGGAGGAUAUUUGCCAAUGAAGUACAUUAUAGAAGACCUUCUGUUAUGAGGCUUCCGUUCCAUCUACCUGGCCAACAACCUGUUGUUUUCGGCCCUGACGAGGAUAUUAACUAUGUUAUAAACAAACCAUCUGUUAAAUCUUCAAUGUUUCUCUCAUGGAUGGAACGGAAUAAAGACCCAAAUGACACGUUGGCCCGUACACUUACAUAUGUUCAGUUCCCCAAUUUUUAUGUUUGGAAGCUUGAUAAGCGAGUCUGGGAACCUAGACAAAGGAAAACAGCAAUUGGCAGGAUUCAUUCCGUCCCUCCGUCACUAGUUAAUGGUCAUGUUUACGAUACAUAUAGAGAUGCUUGCUACGCGCUCGGUCUUUUGGAUGAAGACUCCGAGUAUGUGGAGGCAAUAAAGGAAGCAAGUUUAUCAGGAAGCGCUUCAUAUAUUCGUAAUUUAUUUUGUACCAUGUUGUUAUCCGGUAGUCUUUCUAGACCUGAGGUUGUUUGGGAAAGUUCAUGGAAAUACAUGACAGACGAUUUUUUAUAUAGACUUCAAAAAUACCAUCGAGUUACAGCGUUAUCAAUUCCGGAGCACCAACUGAAAAACUAUGCUUUGUGCGAGAUUGAGAAGUUUUUACUGCGAAAUUAUUCAUCCUUGCGAAGAUUUCAAACAAUGCCAUUUCCAAAUAUGUCGUCUUCAGGUAGUUCAGAUAGUCGUUUGAUAUACGAGGAGCGGGCCUAUGAUACAACACACCUUGGAAAUCUUUACGAUAGUCAGUUGACAAUGUUAACUGAUGAACAACGCUCUGUGUUUGAAGAAAUUAUGGCAGCAGUUAAUGGUGAUAACGGUGGGAUUUUUUUCCUUUACGGCUAUGGUGGAACAGGUAAAACAUUUCUAUGGAAGACAUUGUCCGCUGCAAUUAGAUCAAAAGGUCAAAUCGUCUUAAAUGUUGCUUCAAGUGGAAUUGCAUCGUUGUUGUUAGAUGGUGGCAGGACUGCACAUUCCAGGUUUAACAUACCUUUGAAUCUUACUGAAGACUCUGUAUGUAAUAUAAAACCAGAAAGUGACGUGUCUAAAUUACUGCAUGAGACGAAAUUAAUAAUUUGGGAUGAAGCACCUAUGGUACACAAACAUGCAUUCGAAGCGCUGGAUAGAACAAUGAAUGACGUUUUCAACAUCGACCCAUCUCUCAAUUCAGACAUCUGGUUUGGAGGUAAGGUAAUUGUUUUUGGUGGCGAUUUUAGACAAAUAUUACCUGUCGUUCCAAACGGUGGAAGACAAGAGAUUGUUAAUGCCUCCUUAUGUUCGUCUUACUUGUGGAGUAAAUGUAAAUUGCUAAGAUUAACAAGAAACAUGAGGUUAACCGUUGGAAGGUCGACGGCAGAUAUUGAAGAAAUAAACAGUUUUGCCAAAUGGCUUUUGGAUUUGGGUGAGGGUAAUGUUGGUGGUCCAAAUGAUGGGGAAGCAACUAUUCAAAUACCACAAGAUCUUCUGAUUACUGAUGAAUCUGACCCAAUUGCAAGUUUAAUUGAUUUUGUUUAUCCAUCAAUCUUGCAAAACAUCAAGAACCAUAAUUAUUUCAGUGAGCGCGCUAUACUUGCACCGAAGAAUGAUGUUGUGCAUGAGAUUAAUGACAGGUUGCUAUCAAUGUUUCCUGGUGAAGAAAGAGAGUAUCUUAGCUCUGACAGUCUUUGUCCGACCGAAGAUGUAAAUGCUACACAACAAAGAAUAUACUCUCCGGAUGUGCUCAAUGGUCUUAAAAUAUCAGGCUUACCAAAUCAUAGGUUGGUGCUAAAAGUUGGUGUUCCAGUAAUGUUAUUACGAAAUAUUGACCAACGGAAUGGGUUGUGCAACGGUACAAGGCUACAAGUAAAAAAGUUGUACAACCGUGUAAUAGAAGCCGAGAUAAUAUCUGGUGCAAAUAUUGGUACUUCUACAUAUAUACCUCGAAUUAAUUUGAUUCCUUCUGAUAAAAAGAUUCCUUUUGCUUUUCAAAUGAGGCAAUUUCCACUUGCCGGUGAAAACAAGAGAUAG
Messenger RNA from Helianthus annuus (common sunflower), 4869 nucleotides. RefSeq lists its product as uncharacterized. Gene Ontology annotation, biological process: telomere maintenance; DNA repair. Gene Ontology annotation, molecular function: DNA helicase activity. The transcript has 13 exons. The coding region runs from base 1 to 4869 and encodes 1622 amino acids. The record is from RefSeq and is a predicted model, not a curated record. Lineage: Eukaryota; Viridiplantae; Streptophyta; Magnoliopsida; Asterales; Asteraceae.